AUGCUGAAUAAAAGAAAAUCUGUUCCUCAAGACUACACCUCCAAAAGGUCCAGGUCGACCUCGAGCCCUCCUCCUUCUGGCUUGUCUAAACCAUCAACGAUGGCUCUGCAAGCCUCCAAGCAGUCCAGACCCGUGACUCUGUGCACAUUCUGUCGCCAGCACAAGAUCAAGUGUAAUGCUUCUGAGAAUUACCCCAAUCCUUGUACUCGUUGCAGUAAGAUGGGUCUCAAGUGCGAGAUUGAUCCGCAGUUCAAGCCCAAGAAGGGUUCUCAGAUCCAGAUGUUGAUUGGCGAUGUCGAAGAGUUGAAGUCCAAGAUCGAGAUGCUCUCCAAGAACGAGCACUUGUUGACCCAGGCUUUGAACCAGCACAAUCACUUUAUGCUGCACAGCCUGACUUCUCCGACGUAUCCGGCCUCUGCCAGACCUCCACUCCUGGCCAGAACGGUGCUGGGUCACAACACGCCAAAUCUGGCAAUUGAUCAGUUUGCCGGUGGCCACUUCACCCCUCCUCCCGGUCCUAGUCUGGUACCUGCUCAGCCUGCGUUCAACGCUAUAAACGAUGCUACCGGCUCCGGCCAAGCCAUAACCAACUUGUCUCAAAUGCUUCAAAAUUCGACGGAUAACUCGCCAGCUACAUUUGCUAGCGACACCCAAGGCAACUACACUCAGUCUCCUGAGGAACUCCCUCAGCGCGAGACGUAUUCCGAGUUCAUCUUGGGUGAUGUGCGUUUGACCUUGGAGAAGGCAGAUGAGCUUCAUGACCGCUUCAUGACCAAAUUCCUUCCGUUCCUUCCUAUCCUCACAUCAGCGCUGGCCACUGAGCUAUACACAAAGUCACAGUUGUUGUUCUGGACCGUCAUGCUCACAGCGCUGCUUUCAGAGCCUGACCCUAGCUUGUACAUGUCCUUGGCCACACUCAUCAAGCAGUUGGCCAUUGAAACCUGCUGGAUCAGAACCCCUCGCUCAACCCACGUCGUGCAAGCUCUCAUUAUCCUUGCCAUCUGGCCCCUCCCCAAUGAAAAAGUUUUAGAUGAUGCUUCCUACCGUUUUGUGGGCUUGGCCAAAAACUUGUCUUUGCAGCUUGGUCUUCACAGAGGCGGAGAGUUUAUUCAAGAGUUCAGCAGAACUCAAGUCAAUCUUGGACCAAACUCUGAUAUUUGGAGAACGAGAUCCUGGCUUGCUGUGUUCUUCUGCGACCAGUUUUGGUCCUCCGCCCUCGGCUUGCCUCCAUCUAUCAACACCACUGAUUACUUGCUAGAGAAUGCAAGAGUCGAUCAAUCUUUGCCGGCAAAUUUUAGGUGUUUGAUCUCCUUGUCCAUUUUCCAAUGUAAGCUUGUCAAUGUGAUGGGUAUUUCCGUCACUAGAUCUGACGGCUUACUUGAGCCUUCCAACCGUGCUGCUUCGCUCAAUAUUCUUGACAGAGAACUCGAGAGACUCAAAUUCAAGCUAAACAUCAUGGAAGGCUCGGCCAUUGAAAUGUACUACUUGUACUUACGACUCAUGAUCUGCUGUUUCGCUUUCCUUCCUGGCACCCCAAUCGAGGACCAGGUCAAGUACGUCAGCACGGCAUACUUGUCUGCCACUAGAAUCAUCACCAUCGCUUCCCAGCUCGUUAGCGUAAACUACAUUUCGCUUAUUGAGCUUCCCAUCUACGUGAGACAAGCCAUCACAUACUCCGCUUUCAUCCUUUUCAAGUUGCACUUGUCCCGCUACCUCAUAGACAAAUACGUUGACAGUGCUCGUCAAUCCAUCGUUACGGUGCAUAGACUUUUCAGAAACACAUUGUCCUCUUGGAAGGACUUGCAAAAUGACCUUUCGAGAACGGCAAAAGUCUUGGAGAAUUUGAACAUCGUUCUUUACACGUAUCCAGAGAUUUUCUAUGACGACGAAAGCACCAGCACAGAGGGCAGUAUUAUUAGCCGGAUGCGUUCUCACUUGACUGCGUCUCUUUUCUACGACUUAGUUUGGUCAAUCCAUGAAGCCAGAAGAAGAACGCUACAGAACAAGGAAAACGGCGAAGAAGAAACAGUCAAGGUCAAGGAAGAGGAAGGUGUUAAAAAGCCACUUGCACUUCCCUUCUAUAAUCAAAUUACCAAGGAUGACUUCAAAGCCAUGACCACCACUACACCCAAUGGUACCACCAUCACUACUUUGGUGCCAACCGACCAAGCACUCAACCAGGCCAAGCUCGAGAGCGAUAACGGCUCCAAGAAGCCUAUGGAGAUCAAUGGUAUCCCUCUUGCUAUGCUUGAGGCCACAGGAAGCACGAAGGAUGUGGACAGCAUCCGUUUCUCUAGCUUCGACGAGGCUAAAUCUCUGAGAAACGAGGCCACUGACCCUGUGGAGAGAGUUGGCUUUGCAGCUGACUUGACGCAGGGCACUGAGUUCCUGCUUGAAGCCCAAAGCCAGCAACAGCAACCACUGGCAAUCCUGGAAACACAGCCACAGAUCGAACUGCAAGAAGUUUUGUCGCAACAAAACUCUCCAAACUACGAUGGCCCCAUGGACAGAGGAAACUUUUCUUACAAUAAUGGAAUGGGGUCUGCAGGUAUGGCAGACCAGCUCGAUAACUUUUUCCAGCAACAAUCUCACGGAUGGCUCAACAACAACCACCAGGAUGACGACUUCCUCGGUUGGAUUGACCAAUUGACCAUGAUUCAGAGCAUUACCAGAAUUGCCCCAUUGACCAAGCAGUUCCUUAGACCUAGCGUCCAGGCUGCCAGACUCUACUCUUCUUUCAACCCUGCUGAUCAGCCAAGAAUCAGAAUCGGCUCCACCGCUCCAGACUUCACAGCUGACACCACCAAGGGUAAGGUCAGUUUCCACGACUUUAUUGAAAAGUCUAAGCAAUGGACUAUUUUCUUCUCCCACCCUGCUGACUUCACUCCUGUUUGUACCACUGAAUUGGGUGCUUUCUCCAAGCUUGCUCCAGAGUUCAAGAACAGAAACACCACUCUCUUUGGCUUGUCCACUGAAGGUGUCGAGAGCCACAAUGCCUGGAUCAAGGACAUUGAGGAUGUCACUGGCGGUGACCCAUUCAGCUUCCCCAUCAUCGCUGACCCAUCCAAGGAGAUUGCCUUCAAGUACGACAUGGUGAGCCAGGACGAUUUUGAGAAGCUCAAGGACAAAAUGGUGCCUACUGUCAGAUCCGUGUACAUCAUUGACCCAUCCAAGAAGGUCAGAUUGAUCAUGACUUACCCAGCCUCUACCGGCAGAAACUCUGCUGAGGUCUUGAGAGUUCUUGACGCUUUGCAGUUGACUGACUCCAAGGGUGUGGUUACUCCUAUUGACUGGACAAAGGGAGACGAUGUGAUCAUCCCACCAACCGUGUCUAACGAAGACGCCAAGACCAAGUUUGGUGACUUCAAGACCAUCAAGCCAUACCUCAGAACCACCAAGGACCCCCAGUAA
Messenger RNA from Candidozyma duobushaemuli, 3411 nucleotides. RefSeq names its product Sef1p (gene SEF1). Gene Ontology annotation, molecular function: zinc ion binding; DNA-binding transcription factor activity, RNA polymerase II-specific; transcription cis-regulatory region binding. Bases 1 to 3411 code for a protein of 1136 amino acids. The record is from RefSeq and is a predicted model, not a curated record. The transcript is spliced from 2 exons. Gene Ontology annotation, biological process: regulation of DNA-templated transcription; cellular oxidant detoxification; DNA-templated transcription. NCBI's taxonomy places the organism in Eukaryota, Fungi, Ascomycota, Pichiomycetes, Serinales, Metschnikowiaceae. Gene Ontology annotation, cellular component: nucleus.